AUAAAAUAUUCGGAGGUUACUAUUACAUGAAUAUUUACGAAGUUACAUACCUUGAAUUUCUCUAUACAUCCCAGCCUCACUAUCCGCGUACGUUACAACGGCAGUCGUAUACCACUCAGUACUCACGAUAACACUGUGGUCAUCAUGUCGACCAAACCACUCGAUAAUGAGGCCCCUACAAUGCACCAGAAGACUGGUGAGCGUGCACUGUCGCACGCUGACUACGACGACGAGGUCGAGGAUGUGAUUGACGAGCGAGAGAUUUUCGACAUCAUCCGGAUGAUCACUGACCCAGAACAUCCAAAUUCGCUGGAAGAGCUGGGUGUAACAAAUCUGGAGCACAUCGAGAUUGACCUCGCUAGUAAGUGUGUGGCGGUGGAGUUUACUCCCACCAUCCCUCACUGUUCCAUGGCGAGUCUGAUAGCACUGAGCAUCCGUACGCGCUUAAUCAGAUCCUUGCCGAUUGGGUAUAAGAUCGAUGUCCGGGUGAGAGCAGGAACACAUGCCUCGGAGAGAUCAGUGAACAAACAGGUGAAUGACAAAGAGAGAGUAGCGGCCGCUCUAGAGAACAGCCAUCUCAUGGAUGUUGUGAAUCAGUGCUUGACCACCAUUUGAGACCGCAUCUGGAAAACACGAUACUCGAAACCGAACCGUUCCAUCGGAGGGCUCUUGUGUCUGGAUAAAAUCUCCAGUCAUGUGUUUUUAAUGGGACAGUAUGCGCGUGCACCUCGCCGUGCAAUAUUCCCACCGAUAUGCAGUCCAAUUACCGUCUUCCAUUGACCAUGAUGAACUUUAUCCAUCCAAUGUUGUUCUGACGCAACUAUUGGGAUCGUUGAAGUGGUUUUUACGAGUUUUGCCGUUGAAUUGUCAGUGUUUCUACACUUGAGCUCGCUCACGGCUCUACAGUAUCUCUUUCUAACCAUGGUACGGCGGACCUUAAAGCGUCGGUUGAUCAGACUGCUUCCAUUGUGCUCGAUAAAUCGGUUGCACUUUCAGCAAGCUUCCUCGGGUAUUCAGCGUUCUUCCAUGAAAUCAAAAAGGGGUACCGAUAAAAACAGUGAGGCCGAUGCAGCCUUGAGCUCUGCUCACAGUCCUGUACCUGCACUGCUCAGCGCUCAUCGUGAUACUUUAAACAUAACUAUGUUACCAGCGUGCUUUUAGAGUAUGAGAUAAGUAAUAAAACUUUAAUGCGUGUGACUCCAGGGACUAUGCAAUGCCAUA
Molecule: messenger RNA, 1221 nt
Organism: Sphaeroforma arctica JP610
Lineage: Eukaryota; Ichthyosporea; Ichthyophonida
Exons: 4
Coding region: 145-615 (156 amino acids)
Biological process (GO): iron-sulfur cluster assembly
Cellular component (GO): cytosolic [4Fe-4S] assembly targeting complex
Source: RefSeq, a predicted model, not a curated record